Pocillopora meandrina is the source of this 994-nucleotide messenger RNA. NCBI's taxonomy places the organism in Eukaryota, Metazoa, Cnidaria, Anthozoa, Scleractinia, Pocilloporidae. The record is from the annotation of a GenBank genome assembly.
GUCAGGAUAAGCAGCAGUCGUGCAGUAUAUGAGGUAAACUUACAUGGAGCCAGUGGCACAGUGUCUGGGCCGAUUUGCGUGGAUAGCAUGAGAGUGAGGCAACGAGAACAAACGUCGUCCAUUCCAGGAAAAUCUUUGGUAAGAUGUUUGAAAGAAUAAGAGGCAACAGCGUAGUUGAUUUAAUAUAAACUUGAAGUACGAAUGAAUGUUGCAAAACUCAACAGAACAGGGUUUUCAAGAAAGUGCCAUUUUCGUUCAAAUGUAGCAUAACUGAAAGCAACUUGAGAGCUCCUCAGAGAAGAAGUAAGAAAACUGUCAGAGGUUUUGGGUUGAAACGUACUUUUGAAGCCUCCAAACUGUGAUUCUGUUGAAAGAAAAAUACCCCUAUUUCCUUACAUUUCUUUAAAUAAACCUCGUCACGUGUUGUGCUAUUUCGGCAUCAUUCAGCAACGUCUAUUCAAAACUUGCUUGUAACACACAUGUAAUCUGCAUAUCGCUAACUCUCACAUCUCAUUAAAGGCUUUCAGUUCAGAUGGACACUCAGCUCAAACGGCGAAAUCGUGUAGUUUUUUUAAGUCUGUCAGACGUACGGCCCCGUCAAUCAUACCCGAUCAGCGGCGUUCUCCCUGAAGCCAGUCAAAAGAGUGCCUUCCUUGAAUCUGUUUCAUUUGAACCUGGUCAUUUUUUCAGAAAGUCUUCUUAAACGGGAGGUACCAUUAGUUUAGAUAACUCUCUAAACUAUCUACAAUAGUACACUGAUUCAGAAAUUCUCCUUCAAUGGGAGGUAUCAUUAGUUUAGAUCACUCUCCACAAUAAUACACUGAUUCAUAAAGUCUUCUUUAAUGGGAGACAUCAUUAGUUUAGAUAGCUCUCUACAAUAGUAAACCGAUUCGUAACGCACAGGAACUUAUAAUGUAUACUCUUAUUUCAGAAUCCACGCAAAAAGAGCGAAACGAAGUUCAAAUUUACCAAGUUUCCGGUGCGCAAACAAGAA